Molecule: messenger RNA, 1791 nt
Organism: Lytechinus pictus (painted urchin)
Lineage: Eukaryota; Metazoa; Echinodermata; Echinoidea; Temnopleuroida; Toxopneustidae
Exons: 8
Coding region: 173-688 (171 amino acids)
Source: RefSeq, a predicted model, not a curated record
AGCCAAGGCUCUACAGGAAUCAGGAGAAAUAACUCGGACUUCUUGUUUCGAAGUAGUCAGCCGGGAAGAUGCUGAUAUUUGUUGGACUCUGGUUACAUCCGCACAGACAAUUACUUUAAACGAAGGGACACCAUUGGAGGUAUGUGAGGCAUUAGACCUGUGUGGCCCGUCCAUGGCUGACAUUAAUCCAGAGCCGGUAAAUGUUGCCGAAGGUAUAGGUAGAUUUGUCACACACCUGGUGGUAUCUUUCAUCUCGUGGGUAACUGCUACCACGGCGAACAUUGCUUCACCUGCAUCAGUUUUGAUAUCUGGCCGAAAGAAGCGUGAUAUUUCCUCUGCUGCAGGAAACAUGGCUCAGGUCUAUAGAGAGGAAUAUGAUGAGAUGAAGAAGGUGAAUCCAACCGUCAAACCAACCAAUAACCCUCCUGAUCCAAUAAUUGCAACCAAGGAACCAUCCAUUUCAAAAGUAAUGUGUGAGCUGUGCCGACUGAAAAAUUCGCCCGACUUUUCGGGCCAAAUAGUGAAUGGCGAUGACUGGGACAGUCAGCUGAUGAAGAUGUGUCACUCACUUCCACAAAACUUCAUCGACCAGCGAGAGUGCAUGUCGAUACUGAGAUCAUGGCCCCAACUCCAAGCCGAGAUAUGUCCGUACUGUUCAAACAUCAGACGUUGGUUUAGGCCUGUUUAGCGGCUAUUACGAGAAUGCCUCGGGAUUUGAGAUCACUUAACUUCCCUUUGGGAUAGGAUUUACUAUAUUUUGAUUAAAUCCAAAUCUGUGAUUUUGCUUCUGUAAUAAUUUUCAUUCCUUACUCCGUAAAACUAAACAAAUGUUUAUAAAUGUCAUAACUUUUUUUUAUUUUACGGCCGAAUUUCAUGAUAAAUUAAGUGGCGUGAUCGUUUGAACUUUCUCUAUUUGUUUAAAGGGGGUACUCCGGGCUGAAAAUAAUUAUAAAUACAUAAAAAGAGUAAAAAUUUACGGAGCAAAACACUAAAAAUUUCAUCAAAAAUCUGAUGACAAAAAAAGCAGUGUUGUAGUGCCUUGAUACUCGGCCUUGGCCUACAGGCGCCUUAUAAGGCCUACUUUUUCAAAGCCUUGGCCUUGAAAAUUCAAGUCAUAGCCUUGAGAGGGCCUUGGCCUUGAUGAUUUUGAGCCUUGAAAUUUCAAGGCAUUUUGUAUUUUGUACUUUCAUUUGUUUUUAUAAGUAAUUAGAAAUGUUUCAAUUGUUCUGUAUAUUUAAUGACCCUAAUGGUCAAUACUUACCAGUCAGCAGUAGCAGUAGCAGCAGCAGUAGUAAGUGUAUAGCAGUGCCAUAAAUUGUAAUUAUCACCAUUAUCAAGAAUUAUCAUCACAUAUGUAACAGAAAAAACCAGCAGUGAUGGAAAAUAACAUUGUUUAUAGGUAAUGUGUUGUUAUCAUGACUAAUGAUGAUAAUGACAAUACUGAUAACAAUGAUAAUAAUGAUUAUGAUAAACAUUACAAUGAUUUGAUGGCAGGAAUAAUUCUGACAGAUCUGACAACAAUUUUCAUACUUUAAAAAUAGCUAAGUCUAAAGAAUGAUAACGAGGUUGAUUUCUAUUCCAUUAGGAUUUUCCUUGUAUUAUUUUCUUUGGCCAACAAGAAUGUUUUAAGUCUCAAUUAUAUUCCGAAAAGAUUUGGUAAACUUGAACACAUUAUUCUAUUGAAAGCGAUUGAAGCGAACAAGCGAGCAAACUUUUUCACCCUCUUACUAUAAGAAAAGCUAAUUUUGUGAUAGAUUGUGACAAUUUUUAAAGAAAAUAAUAUCACAUUUA